Messenger RNA from Anopheles marshallii, 1332 nucleotides. RefSeq names its product putative gustatory receptor 28b (gene Gr28b). Gene Ontology annotation, cellular component: dendrite; neuronal cell body; membrane. The transcript has 2 exons. Gene Ontology annotation, biological process: sensory perception of taste. The coding region runs from base 1 to 1332 and encodes 443 amino acids. NCBI's taxonomy places the organism in Eukaryota, Metazoa, Arthropoda, Insecta, Diptera, Culicidae. The record is from RefSeq and is a predicted model, not a curated record.
AUGCGGAAGUGCCUGCGAACUUUUCUCAAUCCGAAGGAUUUUUAUGCCGCCCAACGGCCCGUGCUGCGCGUUUCAUUCCUAGCCGGCAUGACACCGUUUACGGUCGUGAAGGGACCCACGGAGUUGAUGAUGCUGCGCUGCACUCCGUUCGGCUACAUCAACUCCAGCGUGCACGUGAUCCUGUUCUGCAGCUGCUACGUAAAUGCGCUGCUCAACGGGGAAACUAUAACGAGGUUUUUCUUCCGCACGGACAUCAGCACGCUUGGCGACGUGCUGCAGUUUACCAUCGGCAUCACUGCACUCUUCAUGACCUUCUUCUGCAGCAUUUUCCAGCGGAACAAGCUGAUCAAAUCGUUCCACGCGCUAGCCAGUAUCGACCGACGCUUCAAGGAGAUCGGUAUGGAAACGAACUACAAGAGCACACUGCACUACAACCUGCUGGUAAUGUGCACCAAAGUAAUUAUCACCUCGCUCUACCUGGUCGUGUGCCUAACCGUGUUUAUCUCCUCCGACACGUAUCCGAGCGUGACCACAUGGAUGGCGUUUUUGCUGCCCUAUUUAAUGAUGUCGAUGGUGAUCGUGCUGUUCCUGUGCUUCGUCAACCAAACCAAGCAUCGGUUUCAUCUGCUGAACAAAGUACUGAAACACCUGAAGCAAGCGACAUUGGAGAAGAGAAUCUCUCCCCAAAGACGACCCAGCUAUUGGCAUGCGAUCAAAAUCCAGCGGCCACUUGGCAUCGCGUCCGUGUAUUCCAACAAUGACAAAUCCAUGCCAGACGUUGUGGCGACUGUGGCCGAAAUACAGGACGCACUGUGUGAAGCGUGUAGUUCCGCCGAGGACUAUUUUACGAUACAAAUGCUAAGCAUCGUGACGAUCGUGUUUGUAAUCAUCGUUUUCAAUUCGUACUAUGUGCUGGAUGCGCUGCUCGGAUCCACCUCACGCGACACACCGUUUUCCAAAGGACAGUUUGCGAUGUUUUUCCUCUGCCAGGCUAUGGUGUACGGCUUCGGAGUGUUUAACAUCGUGUACGGAAGUAGCUCGCUAGUGCACGAGAAUGACAACAUUGGUUCCAACGUGCACAAGCUGCUGAACGCGGCUGCUGGAGCGGACAGUGAGUUGGCGGGAAAAUUGAUGCAGCUAUCCUUACAAAUGUUGCAUCGCAAAGUGCGUUUUUCCGCCUGCGGACUGUUUAGCUUGGACUUUACACUGCUCUUUACGCUGGUGGGAGCAGCAACUACAUAUUUGGUCAUUUUGAUCCAGUACGAGCUGAGCAUGGACGAAAGUAAACACGAAACAAUUGCAAGAGCUUUCCUGGGUAAUGAAACGUGGUAA